CUUUCAGUUCAGUUGCUUACUUGCUGUUAACGCCGCACGUGUCAACUUGUGCACAAAGCUGACCACGAGUGUAUUAAAGAGUAUUAUGGUUUGAGGGUGCUUAAAACGUAUCAGUCUAUUGAAUAGAGACUAAAGUGUUGACUGAAUUAUUGAAGGAUUCGAGGUUGGUUUGACGUGGUGAAAUAUUUGGAGAAGAAAUAGUGUACGUCGUUAAAUUCUCCUGAACUGCAGUGCGACUUAGUAUCGACCAUUCUUACGAUAUCCAGGGCACGACCUGAAAUCAAAGAAGUAGGAUUUAUACAUAAAUCAGAACAAUCAGCUCAGUAGAGAAGGUGCUGCCGGGUCAAUGUCCAUAGUAAUGAAUAUUCUCGCACUAUUGAAAGACGUGUAUAAAAAUAGAUUAGAAAUAGGUUGAUUGCACGGAAGUACUUGGUUUAGAUCAUUGCUCAAAGUUCGCCAAUGAAGUUGUGGAAAUUUCCUAGGAGGUCUGACAGUUAAAAUCAUUUUGGGAAAUAUCUCUUAACUUCCACGUGUCAACCUCGGGUAGUGUCAGGUCACACUUCACCGGUGAAAAAUGACGCAGUACAGUAGCGGAAGUGGCAGUAGUACCAAUAGCAAUGAACUCGAUGAUAGAGUUUCACGACCUAUCGAGGAGAAAUUAAUGGUAGCAGUCCGAAUCAGGCCACUUGUUCCAGAUGAAUCUCCCAAUAGAGCUUUACAUGCUGUUAGUAAUAAGAUAGUACUCCUGGAGGAUGCUGAUACCGAGAAGGGAGAUAUCCUGAGGCAGAAACGUGGUAUCCCUAAGCAGUAUCUGUAUGACAUUGUUUUCGGUGAAGAUUCAACGCAGGAGGCUGUUUAUGAGGGCACGACAAAGCCUCUAAUUCAGGAUGUGCUUCAUGGCUACAAUGCCACGGUAUUCGCAUACGGUGCUACCGGUGCAGGGAAGACGCAUACGAUGGUCGGAAGUCCCACGGAGCCAGGCAUCAUGGUGCGGGCGCUUAAUGAUAUAUUCUUAGCAGCUGGUGAACUUCCCGAGAAUGUAGAAUUCACGGUGACCAUGUCCUACAUGGAAAUCUAUAAUGAAAACAUUCGUGACCUACUAAAUCCAAGCACUGGGUACCUUGAGCUGCGGGAUGAUGCGCGUGGUAGGAAUAUCCAGGUCAUAGGUCUAACUGAGUUCUCGACCAACUCUACCGAGGAGGUGAUGCAGCUUCUGCACAAGGGUAAUAAAGCCAGGACAGUCGAACCUACUGCUGCGAACAAAACGUCAUCCAGGAGUCAUGCUCUUCUUAGCGUGACGGUAAAACAGUCGGAACAGAUGCAAGAAGGUGAACGCAUGCGCACUAGACUCAAACGUGCAAGACUCUUCAUGAUCGACCUUGCUGGUUCUGAACGAGCAAAGCAGACCAAGAACCACGGGAAGCGACUUCAAGAAGGAGCUCAUAUUAAUAGAUCACUGUUGGCACUUGGAAAUUGCAUAAACGCACUUUCAGCAGGUGCAAGAUAUGUUAAUUACCGGGAUUCAAAACUCACUAGACUCCUGAAAGAAGCACUCAGUGGAAAUUGUCGCACAGUGAUGAUCGCGCAUGUAUCCCCAGCUGGUGUCCAUAAGGAUGAGAGUAGGAAUACCUUGAUUUACGCCGAUCGGGCGAACAAGAUCUCAAAUAAGGUCGAGAGGAACGUUUUCGAUGUGAAUUAUCAUGUUUCCCAAUAUAGAAACAUAAUAAGUGAUCUGAAGAAUGAAAUUUCGAGGUUGCGCAAUAAAAUGACAGAUGAGCGUCCUCCUUUUACUGAAACCUUCGCUGAUGGAAGUAGCAAUCUGAAGAGCUUGCGCGAGAAGAUCGUCUCUACUUUCAGAGAACAGAUGAGGCUGAGACGGAAACUUAUGGAAUUGGACAGUCAUCUGCUGGGACUGAACAUGGCUGCCGAGCAACAACACUCUAUCAUAUCCCAAUGGGAAUCAAGUAAUAAUAAACUGUAUAAAGGAAGUCGUGAGUCUAUGGGGCGACGUCCCGGAACAGAGAACGUAGAGGAGUUUGACGAUAGAGAUCUCAUAGACGAGGUCGAGGAAGACGCAGCGAUGCAGCAAGCUUGGGCUGAGCUUGCGGAGAUCAACCGGGAGCAAGAAAGAUACACAGAGUUAAGAGCUAGUGCGGAACGUGAAUUAGAGGCAUGCCGACAACGUAGUGCUGCUCUUGAGGAUGAAUUACCUUCGCGUAUAAACUCGGACGAGGAGCGUGAGUUACUAGCAUUGAUGCUGCGGGUCCAUGAACUCGAAGCAGAUAAGAUGAUGCUGCAGAGCGAACGUCUUGUUAAACAGCAUGAACUCAGGCGUCGUGAACUUCUGAUACUUCGUUAUGACAGACAGCGUCAGAUAUCUGACGAAAUUAUCACUAGACAAAGACAAUUAAUGGAAGAUGGGCGAAUAAUACUUCCGGCGGACUUACAAGAUCUAUACUCCAUGUAUCAGAGAGAAAUUCAUGCGGCUGCUUAUACAGAUAGUAAUUUAAUUGAUGUAUCAAGUUCAGGCUAUAACUACUCCUCCGGUUCUGGUUUUAUCAGGAAGCUGCCACCUAUUUCCAGUAGAUUUCCUUAUGAAAAUCUCACUAAUGAUUUUAGGAUGACAAGUAGUUCCACAGAAUCGGAUUGGGAACAAUCGCCUCUACCGCCGAUCCCGGAACCGGCAGACGUAGAACAAGUAAUGGGUCCCGCCGUACAUCCACUAGUCUCUCCCGCAGUUUUAUUCCCACCUAUAUCGGCCGUUACUAGAAAGAUACCGCGAAACAAAAUCCUUCGACGUAUAUCAAGCGAUGGCAAUAUGUCAUCCGGUAGACAUUUUGAUGCCAAUAAUACCUGAAUCAUCAUUUUUUAAUUCAGGACGAGUAAUAAAUAAAUAAAAAAAGAGAAACACGUAACCCCAAAAUGAUUGUAGCGCAGAAAGUCUACUUCUAGUAUGGGUGAAGCUUGUGAGGACAUGCAAUAGAUACUGGAUACACGCUUAUUUACAGAAUUGAUAAGUGUCCUCUGUAAAUACCGAUAUUCGGCGAGAGAGCGAAUAAUAAAGUCAGUUUCAAGGUAA
Molecule: messenger RNA, 3079 nt
Organism: Cephus cinctus (wheat stem sawfly)
Lineage: Eukaryota; Metazoa; Arthropoda; Insecta; Hymenoptera; Cephidae
Product: kinesin-like protein KIF19
Exons: 13
Coding region: 575-2857 (760 amino acids)
Biological process (GO): microtubule-based movement
Molecular function (GO): ATP binding; microtubule motor activity; microtubule binding
Source: RefSeq, a predicted model, not a curated record